AACAGAACGUUAAAAAUGAAGAUUUGUUUCUAAAAAGUUUAGAAUCAUUAGGUCUUGUAUUGAUUAAUUGGUGAAAAUUCUAAUUUACGUUGAGUGAAAAUGGAUUCUCUCAGUCUGGAACAACUAAUGAUACGAAGUAUCGAACACUGCCUAGUGCCUAAACUAAGCAGAGACUUCGAAGAAUGUGAAACUCAUGGGGAGUUCGACAUUUACAAAAAUCGAUUCUCUCAACAUUUCUACGAACUAAUAAAAUUGUUGGAUGAUGCUGAUUUAAAGGAGAAUUUGAAAGGAUCUACGCGAAUUAUUGCUUACUUAUGGAUCUUGUAUGUGGAUUUGCAAACUAACAUUCUUUGGACUACCGAGGUGAUCACCGAGUACACCAACAAGUUUAACGCAUCUUUCGAGCUUAUUUACGGAGUAAAACUAGAUGAUGUGUUGAAAGCGGAGCAGCUUGACCGCCAGGCCAUAUUCGAUAAGGCUAUGGAGGAGCUCCACCAAAAAUUGACUCCUGAAAAUUUCAAGAAGUACCCAAGUCUCAUUGAUGUCUAUAACUCGAUCAUUCAGGAUGUAAAAGAUUUCAAGAUCCAAGUGAAUCUCGUGAAAACUCUACCGAUUGCACUGCUCCUGAUUGAAGAUUUUGUGCCAACCAAUAGAAUUAGUGGGCUCAAAAGUUGUGCCUCCAUUUUGCAACAUGUGGAGCCAAAUGUCUUUGACACAGGCAACUACUAUGAGGUAAUCCAUGGCACUCUGCUGAAGGCCUUCACAGAACGUGACGCAGAGGUCACUAACUUGGUGAUUGGAAGUUUGCUGCAACUUCUGCUGCUAUUACCGGACAGUGUGAAGGAGCAGAAGACUGACGAAACCUAUGCUCUAACACUUGAACAAGUUCUGAAUGAGUCUAAUGUAUACAGAAAACUGAAUCUGUACAGAUUCACUACGAAAUUGAUCCAAAUGCUUCGCACCAAAUGCGCUAAGAGACGCAGGUUUCACUUAGCUAUUGUUGAUGGAAUUAUUUUGUGCUGCAAUAAAGACAUUCAGGAUGUGCUCCUGAAUGAUGUUUUAGAGUGUCUCAAAGAAUGGAUAAAGCACACUUGGUGUGUGUGGAACCUGCAGACCGACUACAGGAUUCUUGCUGAAAUGAUGAAGCUACAGUGCGCUUCAAAGCCAGAGAACUGCAGGAAAGUCGUGAAGCUCAUCGCUACACUGAUCACAAUUUGUACUGAGGAUGAACAGCUUAGCAUUGUGAAAUGUUUGGAACAGCCACCGAGGCAGUUCACUGACAGAGUUGAAGAGGUAUAAAUGGGACAGAUUAGUACCAUUUAGUCUGAAGGUGGACUGUCACCCUGAAUAAGCCAUCCUAAUAAUAAUACCUCAAGUUUGCAAAAGCAGAUCAACAAGUGUCUAAAAUGCUAUGCCGAAGAAGAAUGACUCCUGAAUAAAAGGGCCUGAUGAUGCGCGGUGACUUAGUUUCCAAUAGAAUAUUCACGAUGUUGCAAAGUUUCCCCGCGGGCAACUUACGCAGCUCCGUGUUUUUCUCAAGUAAUAACAUUUCAAACCACUUUUUUCCACUUCACGGUGAAAACUUCGACUUCUAAAC
Molecule: messenger RNA, 1597 nt
Organism: Hyposmocoma kahamanoa
Lineage: Eukaryota; Metazoa; Arthropoda; Insecta; Lepidoptera; Cosmopterigidae
Exons: 7
Coding region: 100-1299 (399 amino acids)
Cellular component (GO): cytosol; nucleoplasm; centrosome
Source: RefSeq, a predicted model, not a curated record